AUGGAAAACAAUCCAGCGGAACCCGCGAUGCUUCCGCCCCACGAACUCAGGAUGCACGUGGAUACCAUACUAGAGGAUGAAAAGCUUGCGGUGCCCCAUGAGUUUAGCAAAUCAGAGAUACUAACCUACCGACCGUCAAGGAGGAGACAACUCGUCUAUAAACUAGGAAUUUGGGGAGCCUCCAAAUACAGCACACGUGAUGAUGAAAAGUUGUCUUCGCUUCUAGGUCAACAUAUUCAAGACUUAGUCAAGACGGGUUCCCUGUUCGCGGGCUCUCUCGCCAAGGGAUAUCAUCUGUUCAGAUGGGCUAACGAAGCCGAACAAGUCAUCCAUAACUUCCACAUCAGCGAGAAUUCUGACACUCUUUCGCCUUCAUCUUUCAAGGAUUUAUUGGGCGAUCUCGAUGGAAUCAUUGCGGAUGAACACCCUCAGCUGGUUCACGUACUCUUCGGCGUUUGGGAAGGCAUUGCACAGAUCGAUGAUACCAACACUGCGAGCAGAUACUUCAUCCAUCAAGUUUAUGCUCUCUGUCAGAAGCGUCUCGGCGAGGAUAAUCUCAUCACAAAAACCUUCGAGUGUCUCAAUUUCGGAUUUUUUAAGUCAGCGGAGUGUCUGGAGCUCCUCGAGUUCCUUCCAGCAAAGCUUUCUACCCAAAAGUCUAGAAGCCCCAGUUCAAGUUUCGAGACGAGCGACAAGACGAGCGACAAGACGAGCGACAAGACGAGCGACAAGACGAGCGACAAGACGAGCGACAAGACGAGCGACAAGACGAGCGACAAGACGAACGAAAAGACGAACGACUAUCAGAUCAGAUCCUUAGAGAGUUGGAAGACUGCUCUGGGUCCUCGGGUUCGGGAGCCCCCAGCCCUCAAACCCCUCAAACCAAGAAAAAGGCGCCGCAAUGUCACAUUAAGUGACGACUUGGCUUUUCUGCAUCUUAGUGAGUACAACGACGGGCAAGAAAGGCUAUUCUCAAGAUCGGCCCCUCAAACCGUUCCUUGGAACACCUUGACGUUGACGAAGAAGUGGCCAGCUGAACCAAGUCAUGGGCCGCCUUACACCAGUCUUCAACAACUACCAAACAUGUUCGUAUCGCCAAAUGGCGCCAAGAGCAUUACAUCUGCCAAUUUAGUGCGCAACCAGACACAAUCAUUCAUCGAACGUUCCGACGAACUCGACGCUGGAGACUUUUGGCCACCACGAAAUCGCGGACAUGUAUUUCCACCAGUCUUGGAGCACGUAGGACAAUCAUCGAUCAAAAACCUUCAGUUGAAUCCCUUCAAGGACUCUAUAGAAGGUAGCAGCUUCGAUGUUUUUGAGCUCUCGGACAAUCAAACGUCUGAUUGUCAGAUGCCUGAUCAUGAAUCGCCUGAUUAUCGGUUAAGGACUCACAGUACUUGGUCGCCGCACGAGACUGAGCGUCAAGUGAUGGUGGGUGAGAGUUCAGUUUCCCAGUACGGAGAGUCGGACAUUACUAGCGAUUCGACGGCGGAUGAACAACAGCAAAAAAUGCGAGCAAUGGAAGCGGAGAGGCGCCAAAUCGUCCAAACAGUUAUGGAUGCGUUUAUUCACGACUUGGAUAGUCACAUAGAGGAUAUCACCGGCAGUUCUAUCGCCAUCAAAGAAGAGGAUGCAGGUGAACCUGCCCAGGCUCCGUCGCAUGCCGAGGGGUCAACUGCGCGUGAACGGAGCCAAAAGCCUCGAAAACGACAGAAAUCAGGCGACGGAAAACAAGAAAUUGGAGGAUGGAGGAAUCAUGGUCAGUCCGGUGACAAAGAUAACUGUAACGGAAGCGACAACGAAGAGGACGGCGACAAAAAGAGGCCUCGCAAAGUACCGCGCAGCCAAGAUGGAACGGGAGACGUCUUGUUCGCAUGCCCGUUCUUUAAGUGGAACCCUCUAGCAUACGCGAGGAAGAAAGAGUGUUCAGGUCCAGGGUGGGAGUCAGUGCAUCGCCUGAAAGAGCACCUCUAUCGGCGCCAUGAGAGACCACCGUUCCAAUGCAGUAGAUGUUGCAAUUGGUUUGACAAACAAACUGCACUGGACUCGCAUCUCAGAGUCGGAUCCAUCAAUCAGCUUUGUGAGAUCAUCAACGAAUCAGACUUAUCCAGAGAGUUCAAGUUUGGCCCUGACGCUAAAAGCCGGCUCAAGGUGAAAUCUUCGUUGAAGCAAACAGAGGCAGAAAGGUGGAAGGCAGUAUACAGGAUACUUUUCGACGUAAGGGAAGAUGAAAUACCCACGCCUUACUACGAUCACGACAUCACGGCUCUAGGCCGGGAAGAGUCCUGGAAAGAGUAUGCUCGAAGGGAGAUCAUGAUACUCCUCCGACAGCGUAUCGAGGCGGAGGUUGAAGAAAGAUUCGCGAACGUGGGACCGGAGCUUAUAGCGGGGCUGCGAGGUAUUGUCCAUGAUCUGGAGCUCACAAUGAGGCGGAACUUCGAAAGGAGACAAGAGGAAGCUCGAAACUUAAAUCGACAAGAGUCACCAUCAAUCACGCCGCCGCCACCGCCGCUGCCGAUGCCGCCAGCAAAUCUCGACGAAUUCUCGACGAAUACGGCCCGGACACCUGGUAACGACGAGGGAGAGGUGGCAGUGGUACCGCAAACCGUCCUCAAUACGGAUAAUAACUUAGCGGGAAACUUUCCCCUCGAUGAUUCGCAGCAGGAGGUUCACUCUGCCCGGUCGGAAGCGAGCGGCAUGGAUACGCAGAACUGGAGAACCGUCGAAGGAGAGGAACCACUGGAUCCUUCACUUUUGGAUGCUGACUUUGACUUUGACUUCCUUAAUUAUGACGGAGGCAACGACACGUUCUGA
This is a messenger RNA of Colletotrichum scovillei, 2814 nucleotides long. RefSeq lists its product as uncharacterized. NCBI's taxonomy places the organism in Eukaryota, Fungi, Ascomycota, Sordariomycetes, Glomerellales, Glomerellaceae. The coding region runs from base 1 to 2814 and encodes 937 amino acids. The record is from RefSeq and is a predicted model, not a curated record. The transcript is spliced from 4 exons.